Entrophospora candida is the source of this 558-nucleotide messenger RNA. The record is from the annotation of a GenBank genome assembly. Lineage: Eukaryota; Fungi; Glomeromycota; Glomeromycetes; Entrophosporales; Entrophosporaceae.
AUGUCAAAUUAUAAUUAUGAGGUAGAAGAUGAAGAUGGAGCACCUUUUAAUUGGAUUCAUUUUGAAGGAAGAAAUGCACAAGAAGUAUCAAAAAUGAUUGAUUAUAUUGACAGUAAGGAUUGGAGGUCAAGGGCAAUUGUUAGUGUCGAAUUAGAGAAACCUUACCGUAAAGGCUUUGAAAUUUUGAUGAAUAAAUCAGAUGUUUUAUUUUUCUCAAAAGUAUUUGCUGAAGGCAAAGGCUAUACUAAUCCUAAUGAUUUCUUACAAAUAAUGUCACCUUUUUGUAAAAAAACUGCAUAUCUUUUUUGUACUUGGGGAAGUUUAGGAGCCACAUGUUAUCAUAAUACAACAUGUAAACUUUAUUCUGCAUCUGCUCAUAGAAUACCCAAUAUUGUUGAUUCUGUAGGUGCUGGUGAUACCUUUAAUGCUGGAAUCAUAUAUGGAUUGUCUCGAAAAAUGCCAAUUGAUGAAUGUUUAACAUUUGCAUGCGAGUUAGCAGGUCGUAAAUGUGCCCAAAUUUGGUUUAAUGGUGUAACAGAGGCAAUAAGAUGCGUUUAA